AUGAGCUCAGAUGAUGACUACUAUGACAUUCAUGACACGCCGUACGAUCGUCGUCGCUCGUCACAUCGUCCCCGUCGAAGAGGAUCGGCUCAGUCGCGUCGUCAUCGCAAAUUUGAUGACGGGUACCGUGCAAGAGCAUCUCGUCGUGUUAAAGCUUGGUACUUUCAAGACAGACCCAGGGUUAUGGCUGCCUUCAUGUUUUUUUUUCUCUUGGGCUAUGAAGUUCUAAUACUGAAGGGUCCUCUCACUAUAGCGGGAAAAGAGCGUCCUGCAAAUUACCCUUCGUCGAGACCUGUCGGUCUAACGUCUGCGGAAAGGUCUACUACCACUUCUCAACAAAUCCCACUCGAACACAAUCCUUUAAACCCUAAUACUCAGCCCAGCAGAAAACACAACGACCGUGUCGUGAAAACUAGCGAGAAAAAAAUUGACCAGCACCCCCCAAUAUCCUUGGACGGUGGGAAGACUAUUGCAGAAAGAGUGGAGGCAGCUUCAAAGCCAAAAUAUUCUAAACCGACUGCGGAUUCACCACCAUAUCGGCCUUUGAAAAAACACCGAAGAACAGGUGAGAAAAGAGACUCUGUUAAAGUGCUAAAAGCGAAAGAACCCCGCCCUGCGUCCGCAUUACUAUUGGAGACGAGACCUGCAGAUGCAGAUGACGAGGGCGACCCAGAGGAUCCAGACGUAUCUCCAAAAAAGGCCUCAUCUCGUGGUACGGAAUCCUCUCGUCCUUCUAGACGCGAUAAUAACGCGAGGAAGCGAGACUCAGACGAAGACGUUGAUUUGAAUCCCCCAACUGCUCGGAAACAUUCUAAGCUUGGCGAAGGAGGUGCAGAACCAGGUGCAGGGGAAAAUUUCUGGCAAUGGUUUCAAGAAACGAAAGGAAGUGAGAAGGGGCCUGUCAGUGGCAGCAUCAGCUGUCCAGAGGAGACUGAGAGGCUUUGUCAAAUGACCUACAAAUAUUUACGCAAGUACAAGAUCAGGACCAUUUUUGAUGCGUCAUGCGCGAAUAACGGGGACUGGAUGCCAGAGGUUCUUCGGAAAUCUGGGAACGAGCUCUGGGGAUUCAAAUAUUAUUGCAGUGUGCCGAAAGAUGAACAACUGGACUAUGUGAAAGAGAAAUUUGCCUCUCUCAACUUCGUCGAAUAUGCCCCAGAUGUGUGGUGGAGAGAUGGAUAUCCAGACGACACAGAGCUUCUUUUUGCGUGGGACACAUUACCGCAUAUUGCCUACGGCCGUGUUUGGAAUUUCUUUGUGAAGGCAAAAAAACAGGAAAUCAAGUACAUAUUGGUUGACAAUUACCCUGGAAUGACGAACGAUCCCGUACGUCGUUGCCGCGCAUCCCUUCCGUGUAUGAAGCUUUGA
Chondrus crispus (carragheen) is the source of this 1365-nucleotide messenger RNA. RefSeq lists its product as hypothetical. NCBI's taxonomy places the organism in Eukaryota, Rhodophyta, Florideophyceae, Gigartinales, Gigartinaceae. Bases 1 to 1365 code for a protein of 454 amino acids. The transcript has a single exon. The record is from RefSeq and is a predicted model, not a curated record.